AUGUUUUAUGACUCCCAUUGUUUUUGCUGUAGUAUCCUAUUUAAAAAUGUAUUAAGUUAUCCACAAUCGGACACGUUUAUCUGUGUACCUAUAAUACGUAUAUUAGCCAUACCUAAACAAUUAGUGUAUAUAAACCAUGGAAGAGUUUGCAGAUACUAAAGAAGAUGAAAACAAAAAAAUUGUUCACACCUAUCCACUGGUGCAACAGUGUGAUAUGUCAGAAGAAAUGAAAGCUGAAACGGUUGAAGUUAUAAUAACAGCCUGUGAAAAAUUUGGAACAGAUUACUUUGCGGCAGCCAAGACUGUAAAACAAAUGCUCGACAAAAAAUACGGUCCACAAUGGAACGCUGUGGUCGGAGAAGCGUUCGGCAUACAGAUAACCCACCAGACCAAUACGUUGAUGUACAUGUUUUUCGGUGGUAAUCUCGGUAUUUGUGCCUGGAAAAUUUGAUCGCAACAU
This is a messenger RNA of Rhopalosiphum maidis (corn leaf aphid), 460 nucleotides long. Its product is annotated as dynein light chain 4, axonemal. The transcript is spliced from 3 exons. Gene Ontology annotation, biological process: microtubule-based process. Lineage: Eukaryota; Metazoa; Arthropoda; Insecta; Hemiptera; Aphididae. The coding region runs from base 137 to 451 and encodes 104 amino acids. Gene Ontology annotation, cellular component: dynein complex. The record is from RefSeq and is a predicted model, not a curated record. Gene Ontology annotation, molecular function: dynein intermediate chain binding; dynein light intermediate chain binding.